UGUUUACAGACCGCAUCCUCACCAUCACCAAUACCGUUUAUCAAGGUUUUGCUUCAAUGACGGAAUUAGGGCUUUAGCAUUCCCGCUCGAAAUUACAGAAAUCUACUAUGGAGUCAGCCGCUUCAGUGCUCUGUUAUAAGGUCACCCCUUUCGCCUCCACUUUCUCGCAAAAUUCUCAUUUGAUUUCUCUCAGACCUUUCAGCAAGCAGGUUCCGCGCAAUAUUUUCUCUCUGAAAACCUCACUGAGAUGCUCUCUUCCAUUUCCCCCCAAUUCCUCCACUCUAUCGCCCUCCAAAUCCACUUCUAAUUACAAAAUCCGCUCGCUCAAAUGCUCUUAUUCGACCUCGCCGCCGCCGUUAGAUUCGGAUUGGCUGAAGCCACUCAAAAAUUUAUCCUUCGAAUCGCUAAAAUCAUCCCUCGCCCAAUUGACCCCCCUCGACGUGUGCAAAUGGUGCUUGGCGCUCUCCGCCGCGAUCGCGGCGUCGAAAUCGGCGGCGAAUCUGCUCCUCAGUCCGUUUUUCUGGAUGUACUUCAGUUGGACCUGGGUGUUCUGGCCGUGGGCGGCGGCAAUUGCGAUCGGCGCGUACGGCCUCUACAGCCUGGGAAGACACCUGAAGGGCGAAGCCACGGUGGUGGAGCAGCUCAGCAUCGUGACAUCGGCAUUCACGUGGCUGACGCUGGUGCCGCCGGCACAUUUCAACGGAUUCCUCGAGGGCUGGCCGUUCGUCUUCUUCUUCAUCUACCACUACUUCUUCUUCCUCCACGUCAGCGUGCGCAAGCGUCUCUACGGCGACUACUACGCCCGCGAUCACGAUGCGAAAUGGGACAUCGUGCUGCCGAGGUGGCAGCGCCUUCUGUUCUGCGGCGGCGUGACGGCGGCGCAUUGGGCGGCGGCGUUUGAAGGGGUGGAGCUGCAUUUGGUCCCGGGGGGUUGGAGCAAUGUGGCGAUUUGGGGGAUGAUUGGUUUGGCUGUGUUUAUGCAAUACCAUUCCACCUUGUAUUUGGCGAAUUAUUCGGAGAAGGUGGUGGUGCCGACUGCGGUGGUGCAGUUUGGGCCUUAUAGGCUCGUCCGGCACCCCAUUUACGCGUCCACGAUGCUGCUGUUUGUCACUUAUUUUGCGGCGUUGAGGGCUCCGGUGAGUGCUCUGUUGGUCGUGGUGGUGUGCUUGUUGUAUUAUGGGCGGAAGGCGGAGGCCGAGGAGGCGGUGAUGGUGGAGGCGUUUGGGGAGAGGUAUACUGAGUAUGUGUCUAAGGUUACUUACAAGUUGAUUCCUUUUCUUUAUUAGUUGUGUUGAAGAAACUCAAGAUUUGAUCAUAUUUUGGCUUGUUUAUUUUAGACAAUGUUGUAAAAGAUCAAUAUGUUUUUGCAAUUUCAUCCAAACUCAUACACCAUUCUUGUACUAUUUCAUAUUGGGUUAUCCAAGCUUGCUUAGUAGUCA
Salvia hispanica is the source of this 1439-nucleotide messenger RNA. RefSeq names its product protein C-terminal S-isoprenylcysteine carboxyl O-methyltransferase. The record is from RefSeq and is a predicted model, not a curated record. Lineage: Eukaryota; Viridiplantae; Streptophyta; Magnoliopsida; Lamiales; Lamiaceae.